AUGAACAGUUUUGAGGAAAAGGCAUCCGGUUGUCCCAGUAGAAGGCCAUCCCGUCUCUGUCUGCGUUGUAGCUGGGGAAGUGCCUGAAGACGGAAUCAAGAUUCUUUUUUCAAUGACUAACUUGCAUUUUUCUCUAAUGCACAAAAAGUCACUGAUCAAGAUCCAUCUUCUCUCUGGUGUGGGCACAUAAGUGGCAGCCUGGGCAGCUUAGAGCAGAUAGAAUUUGUGGCCUGUUUUUCAUCUGUUACCUCUCUAAUGUUUUCUGAAGAGACUACAAGCCAAUGAGAGAGGCUGCCUAGGAGAGGAGGGAGGAUUGUUCUCAGACUGGCUGGAGAGCUUGCAAGAUAUUCCUGGACCUUCCAGUGCUUCUCUGGGCGAGUACAGCACUCAACCUGAUGGAGACAGUUUCCAUUUUAAAGAGAGGAGAAAGAUUUCAGGAGUGGGCCUCAAGUUGAUCUGCUCAGGCUCCCAAUCAGUGUCAGCUGCCAUUCUCAGGCUGCUGUCCAUCUUCGACACACUCCAGCGGGGCCUCUGGCGGGGUAUCAGGUGGAUCCUGAGAGAGCAGCAAGCUAAGCUUCUCAUCUCGGAAGAAGUAGCCGUCCAGCAGUCGGCCGGCCAGAACCGUCAUAACAAGAUGGAAGGGUUCCUGAAGGAUGGACAAGGUGCCAGUGCCACAGGUGGAGGAGAGCAGAGCUUCACCCCAGGGUCGUCCUCAUUAAGGAUGGUCCUGGUGGGCAAGACUGGCAGCGGGAAGAGCGCCACAGGGAACAGCAUCCUCUGCCAGCCUGCGUUCGAGUCCAAGCUGGGGACCCAGUCCGUGACCAGCACGUGCCAGGGGGUGGCGGGCACGUGGAACGGGAGGAACAUCCUAGUGGUGGACACACCCUCCAUCUUUGAGGCGAAGGCCCAGCACCAAGAGAUGUACAGGGACAUCGGGGACUGCUACCUGCUCUUGGCCCCAGGGCCCCACGUGCUCCUGCUGGUGACCCAGCUGGGGCGCUUCACUGCCCAGGACACAGUGGCCGUGAGGAGGGUGAAGGAGGUCUUUGGGGCAGGGGCCAUGAGACACACGAUCGUCCUCUUCACCCACAAGGAGGACUUGGGGGCCGAGUCCCUGGACGACUACGUGGCCAACACGGACAACCUCAGCCUGAGGAGCCUGGUGCAGGAGUGCGGGCGGAGGUACUGCGCCUUCAACAACCGGGCCCGCGGGGAGGAGCAGCGGCAGCAGGUGGCCGAGCUGAUGGCCGUGGUGGAGAGUCUGCAGAGGGAGCUGGAGGGCGCCUGCCUGGGCAACGAGCUCUUCUUUGAUGCGCAGAUGCUCCAGCGAGGAGGCGGGGCCGGCGCGUGCGAGGAGGACCUCAGGCCCUACCUGGCCAAGGUGCGGCGGCAGGUGGAGAGGCAGAAGCGAGACCUGAGGGAGGCCCGGAGGGGCUGGGCGGCCAGGGUGCCGUGCAGGGUCAGGAACUGGAUGGCUCUGCACUAUGACCUCUGUGUCUGUCUUGUCUGGUGCAGCUUCCUUUUCCUUCUUAUCUUAGUGAUUAUCUGGUAUCACCUUUAAUCCUGUAUGUUCUCCGUGUCACAGUGUUUUCUACAGCAUCAGCUCAUGGGUUCGCUGUCCCAUGUCCCGCUUGUCACCGCAUGACACCGAUUCUGAAAUCGGCAUGGUCUGUAGAGGACCGGCCUUGUUACCUCUGCGGCCCCUCUU
Manis javanica (Malayan pangolin) is the source of this 1708-nucleotide messenger RNA. Its product is annotated as GTPase IMAP family member 5-like. NCBI's taxonomy places the organism in Eukaryota, Metazoa, Chordata, Mammalia, Pholidota, Manidae. The record is from RefSeq and is a predicted model, not a curated record. Gene Ontology annotation, molecular function: GTP binding.